AUGAAACGAGGAUUCUUACUCAACACAUCUACCGAAAAGUAUUCGUCGUGCUCCUCUACCUCGAUCCGAGACGAUCCAAGCAACCACCAUGAGCCUGUCGACUUACCGAACGAGCAUGGGGGCAGCGUGACACGUGGUGAACAGUCUCCCGAUCACGCGAGGGAUCGAGCCGGGCUUGGACCUGCACGCGAGGGAAAUCCCUUGCUGUUCGAUGGACGAAGCAGCAACAGUGGUUACAGUAGUCGAUAUCAGCCACGAUGGCGCGCAACAAACUCCGGACACUCAGGCUCUGGGACAGCAUCGUCGCGGGCUGCGGACUUGCCGACGAUUUUAUCGACUAAUGUGGCUACAGUUCACGGCACACCCGACAGCAUGGAUGAGACUAACGGUGAUUAUCAGGCAGUAAUAUCAACGAGGGACCCUCCCAAGAUUUGGGGUCUACCAAAGCCUGCUUUAUCGCCAUUGCUCGCCACCGAUGUUCCAUCGUCCGCAUCUCAACAGCUCGAUCCCCAACAGCUCGCAAACACAAGUGAUUGGGAUGAUAGCGUGGGUCUUGUCGCCAAAUUUAUGCAACCUCUUGGAGGCGUCCCCAAAGCAGCCCUUUAUGCCUGGUACGGGAAACGUCGACAGGUAGUGGUGUCGCAAGCCAACUACGCGACGUGGCAUGAUAAAGGUCCGCCACACAAAUUGAAGUACACCAGCGUAUUCUGUUGCCCCGUCACGGGAGAGUUUUAUCCAUCGGGGCGGUACGGAGAUCCGAAAUACUAUACACUCAAAGAAGACAUUGACUGUGUGGUGGUGUGGUAUAGCAAGAAGGCUUUUGCGGAACAUGGGGCAGCCUCUCGCGCCUACGACUGUCUCGUUUUCCGUGAAUCAGAUUGUGACGAAUCGCAGAUUGGGAAUGAAACACCAUACGAGUCAACAGGGGCCACAAUAUUGCAUUCUUCUAUACCAGACGAAGUCGGACGACAACUAAAGCAACUGCAACAACAAAUCAUCGAGGCUACUCAACAUUCGGAAAUGGAAGUAGAGGAUGCUGUACAAGACAGCGAAGAAGAAGCGCCUUGGCAGCGGCCACCACCAGCUAAUCACGACAUGUCUGGAGAUUUCAUUGCAGUAGAUGCCAAUUGGUAA
Molecule: messenger RNA, 1134 nt
Organism: Phaeodactylum tricornutum CCAP 1055/1
Lineage: Eukaryota; Bacillariophyta; Bacillariophyceae; Surirellales; Neidiaceae
Exons: 1
Coding region: 1-1134 (377 amino acids)
Source: RefSeq, a predicted model, not a curated record